This is a messenger RNA of Scomber scombrus (Atlantic mackerel), 758 nucleotides long. It is a transcript of the gene cox4i1, whose product is annotated as cytochrome c oxidase subunit 4 isoform 1, mitochondrial. NCBI's taxonomy places the organism in Eukaryota, Metazoa, Chordata, Actinopteri, Scombriformes, Scombridae. Bases 56 to 565 code for a protein of 169 amino acids. The transcript is spliced from 5 exons. The record is from RefSeq and is a predicted model, not a curated record. Gene Ontology annotation, biological process: mitochondrial electron transport, cytochrome c to oxygen.
UCCGCUCCGAGUCACACUUCCUUUUAGACCAUCGCAGACGGGAGCAAGGAAGAGAAUGCUGGCCUCCAGAGCCCUCAGCCUUAUUGGCAAACGUGCCAUUUCCACAUCUGUGUGUGUACGUGGAGGACAUGGUGUUGCAAAGGUGGAGGAAUAUACUCUCCCUGCCUACUUUGACAGACGGGCCAACCCCCUGCCUGAAAUCUCCUAUGUGCAGACCCUGAGUCCAGAGCAGAAGUCCCUGAAGGAGAAGGAGAAGGGGUCCUGGGCUGCACUCUCCAAUGACGAGAAGAUUGCAUUGUACCGCAUCAGCUUCAAAGAGAGCUUCGCUGAGAUGAACCAGGGGUCGGCAGAGUGGAAGACUGUGUUUGCAGGGAUACUGUUCUUGGUCGGCUUCAGUGGCCUGAUUGUUCUCUGGCAGAGGAAAUAUGUGUAUGGACCUGUCCCACAUACCUUUGAGAAGGAGUACAAAGAAAAAGAGCUGCAGAGGAUGCUGGACAUGAGAAUCAACCCAGUGGAGGGUUUCUCAGUCCACUGGGACUACGAAAACAAGCAAUGGAAAAAGUAAAGGACCCAGAGGACCAUGACACAUACUUGAAAAUAAAAGCAGACCAACUCAACAAUACAAUAUUACUUAUAUUUCUGUCUUCAUCAGUUGUCCAUAUUACCUCAGUCUGUGGAUUUUGGAAGAUAUCUUCCUCUUAUGGUCAUCGUGUAUUAUAGAACUAAGAAUAAAAAAUUGUUAAACUGAUAAAACUUUC